UUUCGACUUUCGAGGGAAAAGGAGUUUCCCGCCUUCUCCAAAUCACGGCAAUGCAGUGUGAAGUCCAUGAGAAGAUUCAAAGGCUGCGAGCGUGAAAUCUGAAUUCGUGUGUGUGGCAAUGGAGACCGUGAGUGCUCAGAAGAGGAAGACGACCGCAUCGGAGCCUUCUCCCUCUCUCCCUCUCUACCGCUCUGCUCCUGAGCUCGAGGUCAGUCUCGAUGACUUUGAACUCUACGCCAUAGAUCGCCUUAGAGUAUUGAAAGCAAUGUCUGAUGGGUUGUCUCGGGGCAAGAAACCGGACGAGAUUGGGGCCUUGGUCACUGAGCUUUGGAAGGAGCACAUGCAGCAUCCAAACCCGUCUGACGUCAUGAACAAGGAUAUAAUCUCUCACUUUGUGUUACGCCUGGUCUACUGCAGAACGGAAGAUCUUCGCAAAUGGUUUCUUUCCAUGGAGACGACCCUGUUUCGGCAUCGCUUUCGACUUGAAUCCUUAGAAGUUCAGAGGAUGCUUAUGAGUGAAUUCAAGCUGCCUUUUAAAGCUCUCAGCAAUUCAGAAUUUGAGGCUGUGAAGGAAAAAUUAGGCCAAGUUGCACGCUCCAUCAACCAGCCUUUACCCACUGUGGACAGCACCAUCUUCAAGGUUCCUUUUGAAGAAGUACCAGAACUUGUGGCUGGCCGUAGAGUUUAUAUGCUUAAAGGAGAUGCGUAUGUUGCUAUGAAUCAGGUUGCAUCCCUUGUUGUCACACAGUUCCGUAGCCAUCUCUCCAAGGCACUUGUAUUGACAAACAGAAAAUGGACCUCAAUGAUUCAAGAGCAAGAAAAAGAUCGUUUGACUCCAAUUGUGGAAGCAUUAAGCUCAAGUUAUCUGGGUCCUGACUACUCUCAGCCGAAAGAGUAUGCAGAGAUAUCCAUUAAGGACAUUGAUCGAGUGGCUAAUAGUUCAUUUCCUCUAUGUAUGCGCCACUUGUUUGAUAAGCUAAGAGAGGAGCACCACUUGAAACAUGGGGGAAGGAUGCAAUUGGGUCUCUUUCUUAAGGGAGUUGGCUUAAAGCUAGAUGAUGCUCUUGCAUUUUGGAGAGUAGAAUUCUCGAAGAAGGUUGGUACUGAAAAAUUCGACAAGGAAUAUUCAUACAACAUACGCCAUAAUUAUGGCAAGGAAGGGAAGAGAACGGAUUACACGCCUUACUCUUGUCAAAGGAUCAUUACAUCCACUCCUGGUGUUGGAGACCAUCAUGGUUGCCCUUAUCGCCAUUUCAGUGAGGAGAAUUUAAGAGCUGCUCUUUCCAAAAUGGGAGUCAGUUCUCGUACAGCUGAUGAUGUAAUGGACAAGGUCCGGCACCGUCAUUAUCAGCUAGCAUGCACAUUGACAUUUGAGGCAAUCCAUUCCUGCUCGUGUGAUGCUGGCAUUAACCAUCCAAACCAAUACUUCACUGAAAGUCAAAAGAUCCUACAACAAAGGAGUCAAGCGGCUGAAUGAAGAGUUGCUGACCGGGAAAGCCAUUUAUUCAGUCAACCUUUGCUUAGAGAAGGUGUUUUAUUAGAAGUUUGUCAUCUUGAGGGAGCCUAAAGGUAUUCCAUUUAUACAUUUUUUCUCCAUUUUAUGAUGUGAUCUGUAAGUUCUGAAGUAACCAUCCAUCUGAUUCAUUAACUAAGCUUUAUGCUUUUUAUUUUAACAAACUCUUAGUUGAUGUUGUGAGUCUUACACCCAAAUAAGGUUUUCAUUUUAAAAAAUUAUUCUUACGCCCAAAUAAGGUUUUCAUUUUAUUUAAAAAAUUAUUCUUGUUUUUAGGUAAACUUUUUAAAAUGAUUCAUUGUAAUUCCAUAUUUUCUGUACUUUUCCCCACUCAUUUAUAUAUUAAUUCAAGAAAAUGCAAAGGUUUAAUCAGCUCACUUGAUAGGCUGCUUUUUAUUGGGUAAAAAAAUAAUUUCAAUAGGUAGCUUAAUCAUUGACGAAGGGCACAUUAAAAUAAGCAUUCAAGAAUUUAAAUAGUAAAGAUACCGACAUCGUUUUUCUUUAUGAAAUGAUAAAAGCCCUCUUGUUAGUGAUAAGUACAUAGUAUCUUUUUUUAAUAAUCAAGCUAAUGUAAAAGCAACUUUUUGUAAAAAGGUGCACUCAUUUAUUAAAUCAACUUUUUUUGGUAUUUUAAGGAGCUAUUAGAUUGGUUUGGUAAAUAUAAUCUCUUCCUCAUGCUUUCAUGGUCUAUGGGCCUUUAAAAUUAAAGCGAGCAAUUGGCUGGCCUGGCACAACCGACUUUAAAAAAGUAGGGCUUGGGCCACAAACUGUCCCCCUAGGGCCAGCUUAGGGGUAGUGUGGCCCGGACUUCCUCUCCCUUUUUCUUGUUUUUUUUCUUAGUUUUUUCUCAUUUUCUUUGGCUUGGCCCAGCCUAGCCUUGUUGGGAUAAGGGUCAGGCUAGGCCCACGGCUGGCCUAGUAAAUAUUUUUCGAUAAGUACCCUUAAUUACAAGAACAGUUGUUUUGUGGGUUGGACUGCAUUUGUACAAUACACGGUCCACAGGGAUAAAACGUUUAUUUUAAAAAUAGAUGCAAACGGUCUAGACGUUUUUUUAGUAUAGUUAUUAUAUUUAA
Amborella trichopoda is the source of this 2586-nucleotide messenger RNA. Lineage: Eukaryota; Viridiplantae; Streptophyta; Magnoliopsida; Amborellales; Amborellaceae. The record is from RefSeq and is a predicted model, not a curated record.